AUGUUAAUUUUAAUUUUUUUAAUUUUAAUUAAAUACUCACUGGAGAGUAAAGCUGAAAUUAAUUAUUUAUCUGAAACAAAUAAUGAUUUGAAACAAAGUGAUCGAGAGACUCGUUGGCUAGGAAGCUGGGGAGAUGGUGGUGGGGAUGGAGGAUUUUAUGGAUAUCGAUGGAGAGGAAGAUAUAACUGGGGAAGAUAUAACUGGGGAAGACAAUAUGGAUGGGGAGGAAGAUAUUACUGGGGAUAAUAUAAAGAUAUGCGUACAGCACAAAAGGGCGCGGGACCAUAACGGCGCCAAACUCAUCAGGGAUGUGCGAGGUGGGGAUGACUAAUAUUGAUAAGCCCUUGAAAUUUC
Molecule: messenger RNA, 354 nt
Organism: Meloidogyne enterolobii
Lineage: Eukaryota; Metazoa; Nematoda; Chromadorea; Rhabditida; Meloidogynidae
Source: the annotation of a GenBank genome assembly